Molecule: messenger RNA, 3361 nt
Organism: Nasonia vitripennis (jewel wasp)
Lineage: Eukaryota; Metazoa; Arthropoda; Insecta; Hymenoptera; Pteromalidae
Product: putative ankyrin repeat protein RF_0381
Exons: 4
Coding region: 201-2327 (708 amino acids)
Molecular function (GO): protein binding
Source: RefSeq, a predicted model, not a curated record
CGCGGUCCUGCGGAUCUCAUUUGAUUCUCGAUCGCUGAAGUGACUGCACCGACAAGUGAAAAGUGAUGCGUGCUUAGCCUUUUUAUACUUUGACAAAAUUUGUGAGCCUGUGAGCUUACUGUUAGCGUUGUGAACAGCCUUGUCAGACUGUACAGUGAAAUAGAAUUCAUGAUUUUAAGUGUCGCGUUGUCGGUGUCCCCAUGUUUGAACAAAAAUCAACCAUCGUCGAGCGACUGCACGCAGCACACCCCGAGCUCUACGCCGAAAUGAUCGGGGAAGCGAGAACCAUUCGCGAAUUGCUCGAGUACAACCGUCGAGGCAACACCGCGCUCCACGAAGCUGCGGCUCUGGGCAACGUCCAGCUGGUGAUUCACCUACUCGAGAUGAGCUGUCCCGUCGACGCCAGGAACCAAGAUUUCGAGACGCCGUUGAUUCGAGCGGCCAAACACGCCGAAAACAUAAGCGAGAUAUCGAGGGUGUUUGCCGUGUUACUCAAGGCCGGAGCCAAUCCUCUGAUUCGAGACAAAGACAAGCGACGAGCCGUUGACUAUUGCUUGGAGAAGGAGGACUUGGAGAGCGCGAGGCUUCUGAGGUGCUACAGUCAUAAUAGCUCCCUCUGUCAGAAGCUGCUUUUCGAUACGAUCUUCUUCGACAACUGGAGCCUGCUGAAGAGGAUCGAACCCCUCUAUUCGCGCACGAUGGUACUGGAGUAUCGAGACGAGAACGGCGACAGUUUCUUGUACUACUCGGUCACGGCGGGUAACGUCGAGCUGACUCGCUACUUCCUGUCCUGCGGGGUAGACGUCAACGACGUGGGAUUUGUCAGUGGACUGACGCCCCUCGUCUACGCGGCCAAGUCUCAUCGUCGCACGUGGAAGUCCGAAAUUAUUAAGAUACUGCUCGAAGCCGGGGCUGAUGUUACGGUAACCGAUACCAGCGGUUACACCGCGCUUCAUCUGUGCGCCAAGUAUACGAGGGGAGACACGGAAAGUGUCAGGCUCCUUCUCGAUGCUGGUAUGGAUGUGAACAGUCAAAAGGAGUUGUCUCGAAUGAGGACGCCUCUUCUCGUGGCUUCCAAAAGGGGCAACAUCGAGGUGAUGCAACUGCUGCUCGAGCGCGGUGCCGAUCCAAAGCUCUCGAGCAUCGACGGCGAAUAUCCUCUGAACUCGACUAUAGCCGUUCUCUACCACACUGGACCCGCUCACCGUCGAGAGGCUCGCGUUUACCACAACAUCCUGGAGCUCUUGCUGACUUGUGGAGCUGAUCCCAAUCAGUUCACAGAGCCCAAUAAAAACGGCCACUCUUUCAACGCCUUUAUGCACAUCCUCAGCGUAGGCGACGUCCGACAGGUUCAACUGUUUCUCAACCACGGCGCAGACCCCCGAUUAACGGACAACCACGGCCAGGCUGGACUACACUAUGCCGCGCACAAUCUUGACUCCGAUGUCCUCGAGCUUCUGCUCGACUUCUUCGGCGCCGAUUGCGCCAAGGAAAUGCGACGCAAGUCCCAGCCCGGCCACACCGUCCUGGACAUCGCGGUGAAGAAGAAGCAUCUGGACAACAUUCGGCUGCUCUGCGAAUCCGGUGCCGAUGUCAACGCCGUCUCGAAGGACGGUGAGACGCCUCUGCUCUACCUGCUGACCCACAAAUCCAAAGGAGUCGAAGGUCUCGUCGACCUGUUGCUUUGGUACGGAGCUGACCCUUUCGCGAAAAUCACCACCGGCGAGACGGCCUACCAACUCGCUCUGAGGCUCAACAAGCGGAUACUCACUGAGCUUGUUCUCCGAUACGCUCUGUUGAAAGUGCUCAGACAUCUCUACGAGGCCGCUAAAAGCUCUCGCGAAAAGCUGAAAGACCUGGACGCCGAGACUCUUCGAGCUCUGACUCAGGAGGAUCAAGUGGCCCACAGCUACUUCGUUAAGUGCGCCGAGGAGCUGAAUCGUAUGCAAGACAUGGUGUUCUACGACAAAGUUAGCUUCCUGGACAUACUGGCCUGUAGUCACCGUCGGCUGUUGAGUUACGUCAGGAACGCCGAGCUGGUGUCGGCUUUCAAGAGCUGCAUGAAUUCGAUAGAGAUGAAGAUUUUCGGGGACGUAAUUUGGAAGAGGUUCCACGAGGCCGUGACGGAGAUAAAAACUCUGAUUGUCGCGACGGAGGUUCUCAAGAAGCAGCUGCCGGUGGGUAAUUGCGAUCUGGUGGUAGAAAAAAUCCUAAGUUAUUUAAGUAAGAGGGAAUUGAAAAAAGUCGUGCAGGAUCGGAUGAUCCUUUACAGGGACUACGUUUUUAAUCCUAUCAUUAAGCAUGUGGUCGAACAGGGCGAGAGAUGAACGGUUCAUAUAGUAGAAAUAUUGAAAAAUGUAUACUUACUUUGUUGUUUACAUUGUGUCAGAUUAUGGAUGAAUGUAAGUCACGUUCAAGACAGAACAUCUAAUUAUGUUUAAUGAAUUUUUAUACCAAUGAUUUUUAUAUCUAUAUUUUAUCAUUUUUAUACAUAUAUUAUAUUUUUAAGAUAAAAAUAUAUAUUAUUUUAAAAAAUUCAAAUUUUAUUAAAUGAUUAUUCCUUAUAAAAAUUACACAUCAAGCGAUUUUGUUCAAUGCCUUUGUUUCUGCACUUAAACUGCACGUGAAGAUAUAGAAUGUUAGGUAAAAAUACCACUGGUUUUUAUAUUAAAUGUACGCUUUAUUUUUAUCCUUUUUGUCCAGUAUUUAUGUAAGUAACAAUGAAAAUGUCUUAAGCGCUAUUCAUUACUUUUUCUAGAAUAAUGGCUAAUCCAAUACAAUAAUAUUAAUAAUCGAUAGUAAAAAUAAUCUUUAAUAAAAUAAUAGCUGUAGUUCAAUACCCAUUUCCUUAAAUAGUUAUUAUAAUUUAAUGUCUCGCAGAUGCGAAAAAUAUAGUUUUCUUUUUUCCGACAAAAACGCAAAACACUAGUUGCUCCGUUAUCUUCGCUUUACACAAGUUAUGUUUAAACGCAUUUUUCUACGUCGGAAAUUAACGGAUAAAACAACAGAAAUGCUCCAUUCGAUUUUGGCAAGGUAAAUGCAUUUCAUUUUGUUGCAGCGAGAGAAGGUGCUUGUAAAGUUUGUCUCUUAUACAGUCGUCCUGCAAAAAUACGGCAUUUCGCAUUUUCAUCGGAAAACGAACAAGAAAGAUUUACUAAAAUUGUAAAAUCAGUGUUUAACUAAACAAAACUUUUUUCAAUCAAGUGUUUACUUGUAAUAUUCACGCAGAUUAAUUUGUGCUUUGAUCAUGAGCACUGCAUGAAAUUUCGACGACAGUUUUACUUACAGCGCUUGAAUUUCUAGGCAAUUUUCAAAGUGUCGAAAAGAAUCUCUUUAUACGGAGUAAAAAAUCAUGAAAAAA